AUGGAGAGAAAUGAGAAGACAUUUGGAAAUAGGGUCUCUACAUCGAUAUCCUUUGUGUUCAAUUGCCAUACUGUAGAAAACAACAUAGAUGAGAAUGAGGUUCUAGUAUUGUAUGAGAAUGAGGACACAACAACUAGUGACUGGUGGUUGCAAUUUGGAAAUGAGGUAGUGGGUUACUGGCCAACCUCCUUAUUUUCAUACCUUGCUGACAGUGCUUCCGUGAUUCAGUGGGGAGGAGAGGUGUUGAACUUGAAGUCAGGUGGGCACCACACCACCACCCAAAUGGGGAGUGGUCAUUUCCCAGAAGAAGGGUUUGGAAAAGCUAGUUACAUCAAGAACAUCCAGCUGGCAGAUGGUUCCAACAAUCUAAUAGCUCCUAUAAGUGAUAGCACUUCCGCUGACCAAUCCAAUUGCUACAAUGUUCAAAUGGGCAAUAAUAGUGACUAG
Messenger RNA from Camellia sinensis, 447 nucleotides. NCBI's taxonomy places the organism in Eukaryota, Viridiplantae, Streptophyta, Magnoliopsida, Ericales, Theaceae. The record is from RefSeq and is a predicted model, not a curated record.